Molecule: messenger RNA, 2444 nt
Organism: Saccostrea echinata
Lineage: Eukaryota; Metazoa; Mollusca; Bivalvia; Ostreida; Ostreidae
Product: inhibitor of growth protein 3-like
Exons: 11
Coding region: 112-1371 (419 amino acids)
Biological process (GO): regulation of DNA-templated transcription
Cellular component (GO): NuA4 histone acetyltransferase complex
Source: RefSeq, a predicted model, not a curated record
AGAAAUCAUAUAUUGACCAAUUGGUACUCUCGUUACAUAAAAUAUUGGCGCAUGGUUGGAAAGUGAAAGUUGACAAAAACAAGAAAGCAAGGAAACACUAACAAUAGAAUCAUGUUGUACUUAGAAGAUUAUUUAGAGAUGAUAGAGAACUUGCCAAUGGAGAUGAGAGAGAGGCUAACAGAGAUGAGAGAAAUGGAUUUACAAGUUCAAAAUGCCUUAGACAAUCUAGAUGAAAGAGUAAAGAAUUUUUUUAAGAAGUGCACUCAACCAAACAUGAAGGUUGAAUCAAAAGAUGAGCAGUUUAAGCUGAUAAAACAGGAUUAUUACAAAACUCUUGAAGAUGCUGAUGAGAAAGUACAACUAGCUAAUCACAUAUAUGAUCUAGUUGACAGACAUUUACGAAAACUUGACCAGGAGUUGUCUAAAUUCAAGAUGGAACUCGAGGCUGAUAAUGCCGGUAUUACAGAGGUGUUAGAGAAACGAUCUCUUGAGUUGGAUAAGCCUCCAUCACUGGGCAGCAACAGAGCAGAAAAGCGGAAGCUCCUUCAUUCACAGUCACAGGUUACAAACCACUCGGAAAAACGAAUGACCACAGAAAAAGUCCUGUCCACCAUAGCCAAUGAAGCAGCAAGAGAGACGAUUGGUCACAGUCGCCGGCAGUCCAGUUCUGGGUCCAAUUCCCCGGCUUUGUCCAUGUUUAACUCCACCUCCACGCCACAGUCCAUCAGCUACAGUCUGGGUCACAUGGGAGCAGGAAGUAAUGCAGCCAUUGCAGCAGCAGCAUCCCAAGCAAUAGCAGCAACACAACAAGUGAUGGGCCAGCAGGGAAGGCGAACUCCAAGCAUGAAGGCCAGUUAUGUAGCCAUGGCCAAAGACUUGUCAAAGGAAAUCCCAAAUAUUGCCAAGGAGUACACAUACAGUUCACAGCCCUCCACCCCCAACCCAGUGUCAGAAAUCACACAGAAGGUUCCACGCUCCAAAAAAGCGACCUCCAAAGCGAACACUUUGAUCAGAGAAGCACAGAACCAGUUGUCCGGUUCCUCCAUUCCGUCCCUCACACUUACACAACCCAACACACCUCAGCCUCCCCUGUCAGUCCAGGUGGCCUCUCCCAUGGUGGAGGACACAUCCAAUGACCUUCAGAUAGUGGAUGAGAACGGACAGCCAGUGGACUGGCAGAAUGACCCCAAUGAACCACGGUACUGUCUGUGUAACCAGGUGUCAUAUGGAGACAUGGUGGGGUGCGACAAUGAUGAUUGUCCAAUUGAAUGGUUUCACUAUGGUUGUGUUGGUCUCACUCAAGCCCCAAAAGGGAAAUGGUUCUGUCCGCAAUGUACUGCUGCCAUCAAGCGCCGCGGUCGGAGGAAUUGAUUUGUGUGCAAUACAUCAUGGAGACUGUCUGAUCAUCUUGUAUAUAUACAUGACUGUAUGCGACUUGUUUUAUAUGUGAUAUUUUUUCACAUUAGUGCUUAUGAUAUGGCAUUGUACUGGUUUAUAUGUUUGUUACCAUAUGUGCAUUCCACUAGUACUGAAAACAAACACAAUUAAUUGUUAAUUUUUUUUUUUAUUUUUUUUUUUUGUAACUAGGUCAUUUUAAAUAAAAUCAGAUCUGUGUAAAGGAAAUGAAUACAUAAGUUUAUCUUUUUAAAAAUUGCUUUUGUUCCACAUGGCCAAAUUAGCUAGGAAUUCAGUAUUCAAAUUUUCUGUGAAUAGCUUGCCAAAUUCUAUUUUUUAUUUUGUUUUUCCACCUUUAAUAUAAUAUACAUUUAAUAUAAUAUACAUUUAAUAAUAAGUUAAUAAAUGUAUUAGUUGUAACAUAGCGUUGACCAUUGAUUUCUCUCCAGACUAAAAAGUUCUCAACAUAAUCAUCAAAUGAUUCAUUGUAUGAAUCCACUUUUCCUCUUUUAAUUUUUUUACAUGCAAAAUAAAAUUGUUCAAAAAGCAUAAUGCUUCUUACCCAGGGUUGAGAAAAUAUAUGUACAGCAAAUGUGGGAAAUCAAAUCACUGUAUCAUCUUACACACGUGAUUAUCAUACACAUUACCAAUAAUCAGAUUUUCUGUGGCCAAUUUCUACACGUGUUGUAAUUUCUCUUAAUUUGUAAGGUAUUAACAGUUUGGAAAUUUUCAUUUGUGCCUUUUGUACGUAAGAUUUUUGCUGACUUUUUUUGUGAGUUUGUUUUUGGAUUUGCCAAUCUAAUUAAAAUAAAAUCUUUGAUGAUCCACUCCAAGUACAAUACUACCCAAACAUUUUUAUGUAGUGAUCUACUUCGAGUGGAUCAAAGAUCCAAUUUUAAUUAGAUUGUGGAUUUGUGUACAUAUGAUAAGAUUUAAAAAGCUGAAAAAAGAUUUUUUUUUUGACAAUUUCUUAUAUUCAGUGCUUUUUGUGCAUUAAAUGUUGCUUAAUUUUGUACCUUUGUUAAAAUAAAAGACUGAAAGCCUAACAA